Alosa alosa (allis shad) is the source of this 2014-nucleotide messenger RNA. It is a transcript of the gene gyg1a, whose product is annotated as glycogenin 1a. The coding region runs from base 137 to 1135 and encodes 332 amino acids. The record is from RefSeq and is a predicted model, not a curated record. Gene Ontology annotation, cellular component: cytoplasm. NCBI's taxonomy places the organism in Eukaryota, Metazoa, Chordata, Actinopteri, Clupeiformes, Clupeidae. Gene Ontology annotation, molecular function: glycosyltransferase activity. The transcript has 7 exons.
CAAGGGUCAUGUGACCCAUUUAUCACAAACAGCAAGGUUAGUGCUCAUAAACCCCUUUUACCACUAGCUGUCUCUCCUUGCACUGUGCGCUUUCAGCCAACUAGUACCCUGAAGUCCUGCGUCUGGUAAAGGAAUCAUGGCAGACCAGGCAUUUGUAACCCUUGCAACCAACGACAAUUAUGCCAAAGGUGCAAUGGUGCUCGGCAAAUCGUUAAGAAACCACAACACCUCAAGAAAGUUGGUUGUUCUAAUUGGCCCACAUGUUGCAGAACCCACCAGGGAUGUGCUGCAUAAGCUCUUUGACGAGGUGGUGCAGGUGGAUGUGCUGGACAGCGGGGACAUGGCGCACCUUUCCCUCAUGAAGAGGCCUGAUCUGGGCAUCACUUUCACAAAGCUGCACUGCUGGAAUCUCACACAAUACUCCAAAUGCGUGUUCAUGGACGCCGACACACUGGUUUUGGCAAAUAUAGACGAGCUGUUUGAGCGGGAGGAGCUAUCUGCUGCACCGGACCCUGGAUGGCCAGACUGCUUCAACUCUGGUGUGUUUGUGUUUCGGCCCUCUAAGGACACCUAUGGGAAGCUCCUGACACACUGUGAGGAGAAAGGCAGCUUUGAUGGUGGGGACCAAGGAGUGCUUAACAGCUACUACAGUGACUGGGCAACAGCAGAUAUAUCCAAGCACCUUCCCUUCAUCUACAAUCUCAGUAGCAUUGCCAUUUAUUCCUAUCUUCCGGCAUUUAAACAGUAUGGGCAUGAAGCCAAAGUAGUUCACUUCCUUGGCAAAGUGAAGCCAUGGAACCACACCUUUGACACCAAGAGCAAAUCUGUAAAGGGACACUCCCAGGACCCCUCCACCCUGCACCCCGACUACCUGCUGCAGUGGUGGGAGCUGUUCUCUACGUCAGUGUUGCCCCUGAUGAAGGAGGAGUACGGCGACAAGCCCUUCCACUCUGGAUGUGAAGCAGGGGAAGACGUCCAUGACGUGACCCCAAAGGUGCAUGUGUUCCAGCCUCCCGCGCCCCCUCAGAUCUCCAGUCAGCAACGUAAACAGCAGUGGGAACAGGGCCAGGCAGAUUACAUGGGAAUGGACUCGUUCGACAACAUUCAGAGAAAGCUUGACUCCUUCCUGAAGUAGGGACAGGACGUGGUGGUCUACAGAUUCCGUCUUAAAAGCGUGGCGUGAUGGAGGAUUCCACCAGCAGGAUAAAUGAAGAGUUCAAGUUCCAGUGUUAGAAUUGUCUUGAGAUCCAUGUGUCCAUCUCCCUUUCCUUCGGUCGGGUGUUUGUAACCUUAAAUAGGCACAACAGUGUAAUAAGAACAGACUGAAUCUUCCCGCCAUGUUUCUAUUGGCUCAUCACGACUAUGCAGCUCUCAUCAUUUAGAUUUCAUCCCAGACGCCUCACACUGUGAUGCACAAUUUAAACAUCUGAUGAACCUUAACCCAUUGAUGUCAGUUAGAAAUGUACCUCUCUCUGUUGUUAACAGCACCUACAGUGGGAUCUUGUGAAACAACACUCCUCAACUAAUUGUUUGCAUUUUUUUUUUUUUUUUUUUACUCCAGUGGUCUAGGAACCUAAAUUAAUACAUUGAAUGCUUAUGUCUACAUAAUGUAGCCAUUUUGUACAUGGUAUGCAUGACUAACACCCACUGGGGUGAGAAGGUUACUGACUGAAAGCCUUGCUGUUCUGUCCUAGAAGAUGAUACAAAUGUCCUAGAUGUUUUUCCACGUGUUUAACAGGUGCCUUAACUUGGUACUUUUUACAAGGAAGCCACCAUGCUGCUUCUGCCUCAAGCACACCCCUCAAGUAGUCCUUUGCACCAUGCAAUCGCCUCCCAGCACACAGCCACUCCAUCUUCCCAUCCAGCGUGUGGGUGAAGGCAUUGUCUUCUCACAAUUCAGUCCUUGGUUUGUCUUUUCUGUGACUGUGUGGUAAUGACUGUUUGGUAAUGUAACCCACCCCCUAACUAAGCCCUGCAUCUGCAAGCUCUGAAAUAAAGACAAGCAAUGACUGAG